UCGACGAGCCGCUCUUGAUUCGGUCCGGCCGGGUUGCCAUGGCGCUUUCUCCGUACGUACAAGCCAUGCAGGACCUGUUCCGGACUAACACUCGCAGCCGUGAGUUCCCAGCGCACGGGGCCAAAGUGCACUCGGUGGCCUGGAGCUGCUGCGGCCGCCGCCUGGCUUCCGGCUCAUUUGACAAGACCGCCAGCGUCUUCGUGCUCGACAAGGACCGGCUGGUAAAAGAGAACAAUUACCGUGGUCAUGGAGACAGUGUGGAUCAGUUGUGCUGGCACCCAAGUAACCCAGACUUAUUUGUCACUGCAUCUGGAGACAAAACUAUUCGCAUAUGGGAUGUCCGCACCACUAAGUGCAGUGCCACAGUGAACACUAAAGGAGAAAAUAUUAACAUCUGCUGGAGCCCUGAUGGCCAGACUAUUGCAGUAGGGAACAAGGAUGAUGUGGUAACCUUUAUUGAUGCUAAGACACAUCGGUCCAAAGCUGAGGAACAGUUCAAGUUUGAGGUGAAUGAGAUCUCUUGGAACAAUGACAACAACAUGUUUUUCCUCACCAAUGGCAACGGUUGCAUCAACAUCCUCAGCUACCCAGACCUAAAGCCCAUCCAGUCAAUUAAUGCCCAUCCCUCAAACUGCAUCUGCAUCAAAUUUGACCCAAUGGGCAAGUAUUUUGCCACAGGGAGUGCUGAUGCGCUUGUUAGCCUCUGGGACGUGGAUGAGCUGGUAUGUGUACGAUGCUUUUCUAGACUUGACUGGCCUGUGAGGACGUUGAGCUUCAGCCAUGAUGGGAAGAUGCUGGCUUCAGCAUCUGAAGACCAUUUCAUCGAUAUUGCUGAGGUUGAAACCGGGGAGAAGCUGUGGGAAGUGCAGUGCGAGUCCCCAACCUUCACUGUGGCUUGGCAUCCAAAGCGUCCCCUGCUGGCCUUCGCCUGUGAUGAUAAAGAUGGCAAAUACGACAGCAGCAGAGAAGCUGGCACCGUGAAACUCUUUGGUCUCCCCAAUGACUCAUAAGAGAAGUCUGUUGGAGGUUAUGACCUGAGAUUCUGAGCCAGGGGCGAGGAUGUUCACAAGCCAUGUUUGCUUUGCCUCUGUAUUGGGUUUGUUGCCCCUUCUGGAGAAGGAAGGGGCUUGGCUUGGCAUCCCCUUGCCUUGAAAACCUGCCAUUUGAAGCUUUUGCUGCCCAACCAUCCUGGAAAGCCCAGAGCUGGCUGACUAAAUCCCCUUCCAGACUAUUCAUUCACUGGGUUUUUAUUGCAAGCGAUGGCAGUUGCAGCUGCCAGUGCAUUUCAGUGUCUGUGUAUUAUGCCUCCCAUUGGGAAGUCAUUCCGUGCCCUCUGGUUUCUUGGGCACAUAGCAGGCGGGGCCUUCUGCGAAUCUGGGUUACUGUGUCAUUGUCAUCCACUUACAUUUUCCUUUGAGGAUGGAAAGACUGAGGGACGUGCUGGUUUUCUGUAGCCACAUUUGGAACCCUCCUUUUUCCUCCGAGGAAUGGUUAACUCACCUCUUCUGGAGGGUUUGUGUCUUUGAUUCCUUUUGCACCUUAGGAUAAUGAAAGGCAUCGGGACUGGAAAUAGGAUUAUUUUUUUGUAUGAAUCUGUUUUUUUGUAUCUUGGAUAACUUUGUUCCACUAAAAUAAAGGAAUAAAGAACCUC
Molecule: messenger RNA, 1651 nt
Organism: Elgaria multicarinata webbii
Lineage: Eukaryota; Metazoa; Chordata; Lepidosauria; Squamata; Anguidae
Gene: THOC3
Product: THO complex subunit 3
Exons: 6
Coding region: 39-1010 (323 amino acids)
Biological process (GO): mRNA export from nucleus
Cellular component (GO): THO complex part of transcription export complex
Molecular function (GO): protein binding
Source: RefSeq, a predicted model, not a curated record